Messenger RNA from Sclerotinia sclerotiorum 1980 UF-70, 870 nucleotides. RefSeq lists its product as hypothetical. The coding region runs from base 1 to 870 and encodes 289 amino acids. NCBI's taxonomy places the organism in Eukaryota, Fungi, Ascomycota, Leotiomycetes, Helotiales, Sclerotiniaceae. The record is from RefSeq and is a predicted model, not a curated record. The transcript has a single exon.
AUGACGAACGGAGUGGUCAGGAGCAUAUCUACUGAAUUCGGCUCUACCAAAUACUCAAGCAGCAAUGUUCAUGUUGUAGGAGAAAGCCUCGCGAAUGAUGGCGAAGAUUUUAACUCUGCUAUUGGAAAGGCAAACUUGGGAAAGUCAGGAAGAGUGAUAGAGCGUUUGACCAAGGAAAAUGACAUGUUGAAGCGCGAUGUCAAGAUUGAGAGGCUGAGAGCAGAAGAGGCUCUCGAUCAGGCUAGACUAGCUGAGAGCAGAUUCGCCCAAGAGAAUGAGGAGUGGGAACGGAAGUUACGUGAUGCUGCUUUGAAUUCAACUGUCUUGAAGAGGAGAGAACGACAACUUGCGGAUGCCAAAGAGAAAAUCGAAGCAGAACGACUCAAGGCCGAAAAAGCUAGUGAGAGUGAGCUCUUUUGGAAGAGUGAGAUGGAGAAAAUACAGAAGGAAUGCAAAGCGAAGGUCGAAGAGGCUCAGAGCCGAGCCGAGCUAUACGAAGGGAGAAACAACGUGAUGACCAACCAUUGGAAGGACCAAGAAAAGCAGGCUAGUCAAACAGUGGCGAAGCUGGAAAAGGAAAUCAAAAUAAUUGUGAAAGAAAGGAGGGCUGAUGAUGAGAAAAUUACCAUGCUAAAACGCCUCGCGGAGCAACAAGCGGAUCAACUAAAAGCACUACAGAAAGAAAAAGAUGACGUUGAUCGGAAGUAUGAGGAGUAUAAGGCAGAGAAAGAGCAGUCCCUCGCGGAUAUCAAAGAGAAUGCUAGGAAGCAGGAGAAGGCCAACGAGGAAAUUAUGGUGGAGGCGCAGAGAGUUCUUGGGGAGCUGAAGUGGGCUCUGAAUGUCAAGAAGCAUGUGAAAGGAGCUGAAUAA